Quercus lobata is the source of this 8441-nucleotide messenger RNA. It is a transcript of the gene ILA, whose product is annotated as putative protein kinase regulator ILITHYIA. Gene Ontology annotation, cellular component: cytosol. NCBI's taxonomy places the organism in Eukaryota, Viridiplantae, Streptophyta, Magnoliopsida, Fagales, Fagaceae. The transcript has 60 exons. The record is from RefSeq and is a predicted model, not a curated record. The coding region runs from base 175 to 8064 and encodes 2629 amino acids. Gene Ontology annotation, molecular function: protein kinase regulator activity. Gene Ontology annotation, biological process: cellular response to amino acid starvation; regulation of translation.
UAUAUAAAUCAUUUUCCAUAUGUGUCUUCUCUUUGUCAGAGUGAGUCUCAGCACACCAGCAUCUCCUCCCUAAAACCCUAACCAAAAAAAACCAAAACCAACCUUCACCACCACUGAACUCAACCCCCACCUCUCUUUCACGCCCUCUCACUCGGAUCCUCAAUUCGGAUCCCAAUGGCGGAGAAUUCUUUGGAUUCUCUCGUUUCCAUUGCCGGGUUGGUAUCCACCCAGUCCACCAAGACCCGGGUCCGGAUCUUCCGCCAUGAACUCCCACCGGUUCUUGACAAUCCAGCAAUGUGUACAGAGCUUGCAUCACUUUUGGUAGAUAUAAUAUUUAGAACCUUGUCAAUUUAUGAUGAUCGUGGAUCAAGGAAGGCUGUUGAUGAUCUGAUUGCAAAAGCUUUGGGUGACGUAUUGUUCAUGAAGAAUUUUGCGGCAGCACUUGUCCAAGUAAUGGAGAGGCAAUUGAAGGUCCAAUCCCAUGUAGGUUGCUACGGACUUCUCAGAUGGUCAUGCCUUCUCUUAAGCAGGAGUCAGUUUGCCACAGUUUCAAAGAAUGCAUUGUGUAGAGUAGCUGCAGCGCAAGCAUCUUUACUUAAUAUUGUUGUACAAAGAUCUUUCCGUGAGCGAAGGGCUUGCAAGCAAACUUUUUUUAAUUUGUUUUCUCAGUCUCCAAACAUUUAUAAAAUAUACAUUGAAGAAUUAAAGGAUGGGCGUAUUCCGUACAAAGAUUGUCCUGAGUUAAUACGGUUGUUACUAGAGUUCUCAAGUACAUCACCGUCUUUGUUUGAACAAUGCAAGCCUACAUAUCUUGAUAUGUAUGUUAAAACAGUGCUAAAUGCCAGAGAAAAGCCAGCACAGGUUCUAUGUGAAGCUUUUUAUUCACUUUUUACAUGUAUGUCACAUGAAGAUUUUCAAAGUAUUGUGGUUCCGUCUUCUGUUAAAAUGCUGAAACGCAACCCUGAGAUUGUGUUGGAGUCGGUUGGAAUUCUUUUGAAAUCAGUGAACCUUGAUUUGAGUAAGUACGCCACCGAAAUACUCUUGGUAGUACUACCACAGGCUCGGCAUGCAGAUGAAGGAAGACGGAUUGGGGCAUUAGCAAUAGUCAGAAGUUUGAGCCAAAAGUCUAGUAAUCCAGAUGUUUUAGAAGCGAUGUUCAAUGCUGUCAAAGCUGUAAUUGGAGGCUCAGAAGGAAGACUUGCGUUUCCAUACCAGAGAAUUGGUAUGGUCAAUGCGCUCCAGGAAUUGUCUAAUGCUCCUGAGGGAAAAUAUGUCAAUGGCCUAUCACAUGCCAUAUGUGUCUUCCUUUUGUCUUAUUACAAGGAUGAUGGGAAUGAAGAGGUAAAGCUUGCAAUUUUGUCAGCCAUAGCUUCUUGGGCGGCACGAUCUGCUGAUGCCAUUCAACCAGAUUUAGUUUCCUUUAUUGCUUCUGGACUCAAGGAAAAGGAAGCCUUAAGGAGGGGUCAUCUUCGUUGUCUACGAGGCAUAUGCGAAAAUGCUGAUGCUGUUUUACAGGUAUCAUCUUUGUUGGGUCCUCUUGUCCAACUUGUAAAAACUGGUUUUACCAAGGCAGUGCAGCGUUUGGAUGGUAUAUAUGCUUUGCUAUUAGUUGGGAAGAUUGCGGCUCUUGAUAUCAAAGCAGAGGAGACCGUUGCAAAGGAAAAGAUCUGGUCUUUGAUAUCCCAAAACGAACCCUCCCUUGUACCAAUCUCAUUGGCCUCAAAGUUAUCGACUGAGGAUUGCAUGGCAUGUGUUGAUCUUCUGGAAGUGCUGUUGGUGGAACAUUUGCGCAGAGUAUUGGAGACAUUUUCAGUCAGAUUACUAUUACAGUUAAUGAUAUUUUUGAUAUGUCAUCCAAGUUGGGAUAUAAGGAGAAUAGCUUAUAAUGCUACCAGAAAGAUAAUUACUGCAGCACCACAGUUAUCUGAAGAUCUUUUACUCGAAUUUACUAAUUUUCUUUCUGUAGUUGGAGAAAAAAUUUACCUUUCCAAGACAAGUGAUACAGAGAUUUCAGUGGACCCUCAAGUUCCUUUCCUUCCAUCUGUCGAGGUUUUGGUGAAGGCUUUAGUUCUGAUAUCUUCAGCAGCUCUAGCUGCUGAUCCAAGUUCUUCCGUGCGAGUUAUAUUCUGCUCACAUCAUCCAUGUGUAGUUGGAACAGCAAAACGAGAUGCAGUUUGGAGGAGACUUUACAAAUGUUUGCAAACACUUGGUUUUGAUGUAAUUGGCAUUUUUUCUGCUGAUGUGGGGAAUUUGAGCAAGGGCCUACUUGGACCAAUGGGGUUGAUGAGUGCUAAUCCACUUGAACAACAAGCAGCAAUAUCAUCAUUAUCCACUUUGAUGUCUAUAACACCCAGAGAUACCUAUAUAGAGUUUGAAAAGCAUUUGCAAAAUCUUCCAGACCGUUAUUCACACGACAUGCUUUCAGAGAAUGAUGUUCUGGUUUUUCAUACACCUGAAGGAAUGCUUUCCAAUGAGCAAGGUGUUUAUGUUGCAGAGUCCAUUACUGCCAAGAACACAAAACAAGCAAAGGGUCGUUUUCGGAUGUAUGAAGACCAAAAUGACAUGGAUCUUAUCGGUUCUAAUCAUUCUGUAAAGAGAGAACCAGCUAGUAGAGAAGUUGCUGGUGUGGGGAAAAAGGAUACUGGGAAGUCAACUAAGAAAGCUGAUAAGGGAAAGACAGCAAAAGAAGAGGCACGUGAAUUGCUUCUUAGAGAGGAGGCAUCCAUACGUGAGAAGGUUCAAGAAAUACAGAAGAAUUUGUCUUUGAUGCUGAGAGCUCUUGGGGAGAUGGCUGUAGCUAAUCCUGUAUUUGCACACAGUCAAUUACGUUCCCUGGUCCGGUUUGUUGAUCCUUUACUACGAUCACCAAUAGUAUGUGAAGUGGCAUUUGAAACUAUGGUGAAGCUGGCUAGAUGUACCGCACCACCUCUCUGUAAUUGGGCCCUCGACAUUGCUACUGCUUUACGCUUAAUUGUGACUGAGGAAGAUCGUCUUGUGUUCGAUCUGAUUCCAUCAGGUGGUGAUGAAGAAGCCAAUGAAAGACCAUCCUUGGGGCUUUUUGAGCGAAUAAUAAAUGGCUUGUCUGUAUCUUGUAAAUCUGGACCUCUUCCUGUAGAUUCCUUUACUUAUGUCUUCCCGAUAAUUGAGCGAAUUCUGUUAUCCUCCAAGAAGACGAGACUCCAUGAUGACGUGCUGCGGAUUGUUUAUUUGCACAUGGAUCCUCUAUUACCCCUUCCAAGGCUUCGGAUGUUAUCAGUUCUCUAUCAUGUUCUGGGUGUUGUACCAGCCUAUCAAGCAUCCAUUGCUCCUGCAUUAAAUGAGUUGAGUCUUGGUCUGCAACCCAAUGAAGUGGCACCUGCUCUAUAUGGGGUAUAUGCAAAAGAUGUUCAUGUUAGAAUGGCCUGCUUAAAUGCUGUUAAAUGCAUUCCUGCUAUUUCUAGUCGUUCUCUUCCUGAGAAUGUUGAGGUCGCAACAAGUAUUUGGAUUGCUUUACACGAUCCGGAAAAGUCAAUUGCAGAAGCGGCAGAGGACAUAUGGGAUCGCUAUGGGCAUGACUUUGGGACUGACUACUCAGGACUUUUCAAAGCGCUUUCACAUUCAAAUUAUAAUGUCCGCUUGGCUGCUGCAGAGGCAUUAGCUACUGCAUUGGAUGAAAACCCGGAUUCUAUACAGGAAUCUCUUUCCACUUUGUUUUCUUUGUAUAUCCGUGAUGCUGGUUUUGGAGACGAAAGUGUUGAUUCUGAUUGGCUGGGCAGACAAGGAAUAGCAUUGGCAUUACAUUCUGCAGCUGAUGUUCUGAGAACCAAAGACCUUCCUGUUGUUAUGACAUUUCUCAUAUCACGGGCACUGGCUGAUCCUAAUGCAGAUGUUCGAGGAAGAAUGAUCAAUGCCGGUAUCCUGAUUAUUGACAAGCACGGGAGAGAGAACGUGUCAUUGUUAUUUCCAAUUUUUGAGAACUACUUAAACAAAACGGCAUCGGAUGAAGAAAAGUAUGAUUUGGUCCGUGAGGGUGUAGUUAUCUUCACAGGAGCUCUGGCCAAACAUUUGGCAAAGGAUGAUCCUAAAGUUCAUGCUGUUGUUGAGAAAUUGUUGGAUGUGUUAAACACGCCAUCGGAAGCUGUUCAACGGGCUGUCUCAAUGUGCCUAUCUCCACUAAUGCAAUCAAAGCAAGAUGAUGCACCUGCUUUAGUUACUAGGCUGUUGGAUCAAUUGAUGAAGAGUGACAAGUAUGGGGAACGGCGUGGAGCGGCUUUUGGACUUGCUGGAGUGGUUAAGGGAUUUGGAAUUUCUUGCUUGAAGAAGUAUGGUAUUGUGGCUGUAUUACGGGAAGGUCUUGUGGACAGGAAUUCUGCAAAAUGUCGUGAAGGAGCUUUACUAGGAUUUGAAUGCCUUUGUGAAACACUUGGAAGAUUGUUUGAACCCUAUGUGAUUCAAAUGUUGCCAUUACUUUUGGUUUCUUUCUCCGAUCAAGUUGUUGCUGUUCGAGAUGCUGCUGAAUGUGCUGCUCGUGCAAUGAUGUCUCAACUUAGUGCUCAGGGGGUGAAGCUUGUACUUCCAUCUCUUCUAAAGGGUCUUGAAGAUAAAGCAUGGAGAACAAAGCAAAGUAGUGUACAACUACUUGGUGCUAUGGCUUACUGUGCUCCUCAGCAGCUAUCUCAGUGCCUCCCCAAGAUUGUGCCCAAACUUACAGAGGUUUUGACUGAUACCCAUCCCAAAGUCCAGUCGGCAGGGCAAAUGGCCCUUCAACAGGUUGGGAGUGUUAUAAAGAAUCCAGAAAUAGCUUCACUUGUCCCUACUCUUCUAAUGGGUCUAACGGAUCCCAAUGACUAUACGAAAUAUUCCCUAGAUAUUCUUCUCCAAACAACUUUUAUUAAUUCAAUUGAUGCUCCUUCACUUGCCCUUUUGGUACCAAUAGUACAUAGAGGGCUAAGGGAGAGAAGUGCUGAGACUAAAAAGAAGGCUGCGCAAAUUGUUGGAAAUAUGUGUUCAUUAGUUACAGAACCAAAGGAUAUGAUUCCAUACAUAGGAUUGCUCCUUCCUGAAGUGAAAAAGGUUCUUGUGGAUCCUAUUCCAGAAGUCAGAUCAGUUGCAGCUAGGGCCCUGGGAUCCCUUAUAAGAGGGAUGGGUGAAGAAAACUUCACAGAUCUUGUUCCAUGGUUAUUUGAUACGCUUAAAUCUGAUAAUAGUAAUGUUGAGCGCUCUGGAGCUGCUCAAGGGUUGAGUGAGGUUUUAGCUGCACUUGGAACUGUGUACUUUGAGCAUGUACUUCCUGAUAUUAUUCGAAAUUGUUCUCAUCAAAGAGCAUCUGUACGUGAUGGAUAUUUGACACUUUUCAAGUAUUUGCCAAGGUCACUGGGCAUCCAAUUUCAGAACUAUUUGCAACAGGCUCUUCCUGCUAUAUUAGAUGGUCUUGCUGAUGAGAACGAGUCAGUACGUGAUGCAGCACUAGGUGCUGGACAUGUCCUGGUUGAGCAUUACGCAACAACGUCUUUACCUCUGCUCCUGCCAGCUGUUGAAGAUGGUAUUUUCAAUGAUAAUUGGCGUAUUCGACAGAGCUCUGUGGAGCUGUUGGGUGAUCUCUUGUUUAAAGUUGCUGGAACUUCUGGAAAAGCUUUGCUUGAGGGUGGCAGUGACGAUGAAGGUGCUAGUACUGAAGCUCAAGGGCGUGCUAUUAUUGAGGUUUUGGGAAGGGAUAAGCGUAAUGAAGUUCUUGCUGCAUUAUAUAUGGUUCGAACAGAUGUCAGCAUAUCUGUGCGUCAGGCUGCUUUACAUGUGUGGAAAACCAUAGUGGCAAAUACUCCAAAGACUCUCAAGGAAAUUAUGCCAGUUCUAAUGAAUACUCUAAUUACUUCUCUUGCAUCAUCAUCAUCUGAAAGGCGGCAGGUUGCUGGACGAUCACUGGGUGAGCUUGUUAGGAAGCUUGGUGAAAGAGUACUUCCUUUGAUCAUUCCAAUUUUAUCCAAAGGGCUGAAUGAUCCUAAUACUGGCAGAAGACAGGGUGUAUGCAUUGGCCUAAGUGAAGUGAUGGGCAGUGCUGGUAAGAGUCAGUUAUUGAGUUUCAUGGAUGAGCUGAUCCCUACUAUUCGGACUGCCCUUUGUGAUAACAUGCCUGAGGUUCGUGAGUCUGCAGGCUUAGCAUUUAGUACUCUCUACAAGAGUGCUGGAUUGCAAGCAAUCGAUGAAAUUGUUCCAACUCUUCUGCACGCUCUGGAGGAUGAUCAAACUUCUGAUACUGCCCUUGAUGGGCUCAAGCAAAUCUUAAGUGUCAGGACUACUGCUGUUUUGCCUCAUAUUUUGCCCAAGCUGGUCCAUCUUCCUCUUUCUGCCUUUAAUGCACAUGCUCUUGGAGCUUUAGCCGAAGUUGCUGGAUCUGGUCUCAACUUUCACCUUGGCACUAUUCUCCCAGCUUUACUAUCUGCAAUGGGCAGUGAGGAAAAGGAUGUUCAAAAUUUGGCAAAGGAGGCUGCAGAAACAGUGACCUUAGUAAUUGAUGAGGAAGGUGUUGAGUCUCUAAUAUCGGAGCUUCUUAAAGGUGUUGGUGAUAGUCAGGCUUCAAUUAGAAGAAGUUCUUCUUAUCUGAUAGGGUAUUUCUUCAAGAACAGCAAGCUAUAUUUGGUUGAUGAAGCUCCAAACAUUAUAUCAACCCUGAUUAUCUUGCUUAGUGAUUCGGAUCCAUCUACUGUUGUGGUUGCUUGGGAAGCUUUGUCAAGGGUUAUCAGUUCAGUUCCAAAGGAGGUACUUCCUUCAUAUGUAAAAUUAGUACGUGAUGCUGUAUCUACAUCAAGAGACAGAGAGCGUAGGAAAAAGAAGGGAGGGCCAAUUUUAAUACCUGGAUUCUGCCUCCCGAAAGCACUUCAGCCAUUACUUCCAAUCUUCCUCCAAGGUCUAAUAAGCGGGUCUGCUGAAUUAAGAGAGCAGGCAGCAUUGGGUCUUGGGGAGCUGAUUGAAGUAACUAGUGAGCAAGCUUUGAAGGAAUUUGUCAUCCCAAUAACGGGGCCUCUUAUCCGGAUCAUUGGUGAUCGGUUCCCCUGGCAGGUGAAGAGUGCCAUUUUGUCUACUUUAAGCAUCAUGAUAAGAAAAGGUGGGAUGGCCUUGAAACCUUUUCUUCCUCAGCUUCAAACAACAUUUGUCAAAUGUCUACAGGAUAGUACAAGAACUGUUCGUUCAAGUGCUGCCCUUGCUCUUGGAAAGCUCAGUGCACUCAGUACCAGGGUUGACCCUUUAGUUGGUGACCUCCUGUCCAGUUUGCAGGCAUCAGAAGGUGGUGUUCGGGAGGCCAUUCUAACUGCUUUAAAAGGUGUCAUAAAGCAUGCUGGGAAGAGUGUGGGCAGUGCUGUUAGAAGCCGUGUCUUCGUUCUCCUAAGGGAUUUGAUUCAUAAUGAUGAUGACCAAGUUCGAAUAUCUGCUGCAAGCAUAUUGGGCAUCAUAUCACAGUAUAUGGAAGAUGCUCAGCUGACUGACCUGCUCCAGGAACUGUCGAGUUUGCUUUCAUCUCCUAGUUGGUCUGCAAGGCAUGGUUCGGUACUCACAAUCAAAUCCAUGCUCAGACACAAUCCCACUGCAAUUUGUAUGUCUCCAUUCUUCCAGUCUAUGGUAGACGACCUUAAGGAAACCUUGAAAGAUGAGAAGUUCCCUCUUCGUGAAACAUCAACGAAGGCUUUAGGAAGGCUUGUACUCCAUCAAAUUCAACACGAACCAUCGAGCAGCACUGCACAUCUGGAUAUUCUUUCAUCCGUGGUAUCUGCUUUGCAUGAUGACUCCAGUGAAGUGAGAAGAAGGGCAUUAUCUGCUCUAAAAGCAGUUGCAAAAGCAAACCCAUCAACCAUUUUGGCCCAUAUUUCUGUUAUAGGCCCCUCCCUUGCUGAGUGUUUGAAGGACGGAAGUACUCCAGUGAGACUUGCUGCAGAAAGAUGUGCUCUGCAUGUCUUCCAAUUGACAAAGGGUACAGAAAAUGUUCAAGGUGCACAGAAAUUUAUAACAGGCUUGGAUGCGAGACGACUAUCAAAGUAUCCUGAACUGAGUGAUGACAGUGAAGACAGUGAAGAUGACUCGGCAAGUGGCUGAUAAUCAAUUCUUUGCUGAGCCUACUUAAAUUUUAAUUCUUCACGAGUGGAGGUAUGGGGAAUUUUAACUAAUUGAGAAGUCAGUUGCCAGAGUUUGAUAAGGAUCUUCUGUUUAAUAUAGAUACACAGACACACAGUUAGAGGCGUGAUACCCAAUUUUUGCUAACCUGGGUGUUACGAUGUCAAUUUCUUGUGACUCGGGUUUUGACAAUCAUGUGUACAAAAAUGAGGGCAAACAGUGGCUUGAUUUUUGUUUGGCAGUUGUAUCUGUUAUGUUAGUUUUGAGUUGAUAUUUAAAGAAUGUCUUCUUGUAAUUGUAUCUACUCCAUAAUUUCAAAUAGUGAAAAUAUUUAUUUUAAAUAGAAGCAUGUUAACUUA